AUGCACUCGGGAGCAACCAACGGGAACGGCCACGCUUCCGACGCCGGCGCCCUCCCCCCGCUCUCGCUCUCGAUCCUCGGCGUCGAGCCGCUGGACGAGUUCAUCCGCGAGGUCGCCGACUUCAUCCACUACCAAAUCAGCACGCGACCACAGGACCUCGUCGGCGCCGUCGAGGUCGAGGCAAAGAUCGGAAUCCUGCGAGAUCGCGACACCGGGAAGCGGCUGCAGCUCCCCAUACUCACCGAGACCAUCCUCGCGCCAAAUGCGAUCGACAUGCGGUUCGAAGCGAACAUGUCUGCAAAACAGCACCAGCACUACAACGAGCUGCUGAACAAGCUGAAGACGACGCCGACGUCCGCGCACCCGUCCUCGACGCUCGCGUACCAGCACCUGCACCUCGUCGACACCUUCUACGCGCAGGACGGCGGCGGGCGCGGCGACAAGGUGCGCGUCACGCGCGACGAGAAGACGGGCACGGUGCUCGAGUGCGUGCGCAAGAUCCGCCUCGCGGACCUCAACAUCUACAGCCCGAAGCGGGCCGCGGACUGGAGGAUUAGCGUGAACCUCGAGGUGCCCGUGCCACCCCCGUUAGGGACCUCAACGCACUCGCGGAAGAAGGACCGCAUGCGGUACUCGCACGAGGAGUUCGUGAUAGACCUCACACAGGUCACCUCCACAGCGGGAGGCAACGCGAAGACGGAGGUCCUGCACGAACUCGAGCUCGAGCUGGCGCGGCCAGAGUACCUGCUCUCGACGGCGGCGAAACGCGGGGACGCGAACGUGUCCGAGCACGACCGGGGCGCGUUCGACGAGCUUAUCCGCGCGUUCGUGAACAACGCGCGCAUUCUUGUACGCAACGCCGAUGGCGGGUGGCAGUGA
Trametes versicolor FP-101664 SS1 is the source of this 879-nucleotide messenger RNA. Its product is annotated as mRNA capping enzyme. Bases 1 to 879 code for a protein of 292 amino acids. Gene Ontology annotation, biological process: 7-methylguanosine mRNA capping; polynucleotide 5' dephosphorylation. Gene Ontology annotation, cellular component: mRNA capping enzyme complex. The record is from RefSeq and is a predicted model, not a curated record. The transcript is spliced from 5 exons. Gene Ontology annotation, molecular function: polynucleotide 5'-phosphatase activity. Lineage: Eukaryota; Fungi; Basidiomycota; Agaricomycetes; Polyporales; Polyporaceae.